UUUUCGAGUAAGAAUCUGGUCAAAUAUUCAAUGAACCUACAUAAAAAUGAAACUAUUAUAGAAAUGUAGAUUAAUCAUUGUUUUUAAUCACAAACCACUAAAUCGUAAACAAAUCCAUUUCUACUCUCUCUAUUUUACAUUCUCUUCAAAAUCUCUAUGAUGAAGUACAUGAAGCUAUUGAUCAUCGCUGUGAUCAUCUCGUCGGCUUUGUCUCCAGCGUUGGUGGUCGGAUCUCGCCCGGUGAAAUGUGAUAAUUGCGUUGACGGUGGAAAAGAGAGGAUCAUGAAGAUCAUGAGAUCAGGUUUGGAUAUGAUGAGCCAUAGGAUUCUUCGAGCGUGGAGAUAUAUAAACUACGAUGCACUGAAGCACAACAGACCAGCUAGACCAAAUGGUAAACCUGAUCAACCUGAUAACAAAUACAAGCGAGGUUGCACUGCCGCUACAGGAUGUUACCGCUUUACGGAUUAAUCAUAAAACCCCUCUCUCACUCUUUAUUUUUCAUUCUCAAUUCUCAUUGUUUUUUUGUUUCUUUAGUUUCAGUUUGAUGUGUUUUAUUUAUGUUUAAUUUAGUAUUUUCAAUCACAUUCACAAUUUCCAUAA
This is a messenger RNA of Camelina sativa (false flax), 600 nucleotides long. Its product is annotated as protein RALF-like 18. NCBI's taxonomy places the organism in Eukaryota, Viridiplantae, Streptophyta, Magnoliopsida, Brassicales, Brassicaceae. The record is from RefSeq and is a predicted model, not a curated record.